Molecule: messenger RNA, 1473 nt
Organism: Papilio xuthus (Asian swallowtail)
Lineage: Eukaryota; Metazoa; Arthropoda; Insecta; Lepidoptera; Papilionidae
Product: tipE homolog 3
Exons: 2
Coding region: 72-1376 (434 amino acids)
Biological process (GO): regulation of sodium ion transport
Cellular component (GO): plasma membrane
Molecular function (GO): sodium channel regulator activity
Source: RefSeq, a predicted model, not a curated record
GACCGCGCACGCGUGUUACCGGCAACCCUACGUCAGUGGUGCGAAGGCGCGGGGACGCGAAACACAUCGCCAUGCCUAAGCCGACCCCCGUCGAGGACCUCAUCAUCCCGCCGCAAGAUCAAAAAAUAUGCGGAACGAUCUGUGUUUGUCAAAUGACAGCGGUUCUGAGUGCAGUAGCUAUCGUUUACCUGACAGUUGCUAUAUACAUGCCGUAUACCCGAGCUAUCGCUUCAGGAAUCGAUCCAACACCAAUCAUGUGUACCACUACACGAGCUGUUAACAAAGAGAACUGUGAUUGGGGUUCGUGUGGUGAAUGGUGUCUCAGCAAAACAUCCGGAGCUUGCAUUCAAAUCUAUGUCAACGUGAGAAAGAAUGGUUCCUCAUUAUUAUUGGCCGAAUGUGGCAGUGCUGCUAAUAAAACAUGUUAUGGAAUCGAUCAAGAAAAUGCCAAGAAAUAUCACUGCAUUCGUGACGAAUGUCGUAACCUGACAGGAACAUUUAAUUGUACCGAAGGAAAAUGCAUCAAUAUAACAGACGCUUUCGAAUGCGCUUUCAGAGAAACAGACCCACCGUUAAAAUGUUCCGGCAGACGUGGCAAAAUAACAUGUAUAGACGUGCACGGUUUAUUUUCAUGUAAUCGAGGAACUUGUAGAAAAAUUAGAACACCCUAUAAUUGUGACCGACGAUGCGUUGAUAUUCCGACUCGUAAUAAGAAUGUUAUUGUACUUAGUGGUGACAGAGUAUUUUUAGCUAGAUGUGCGAAAUUAGCACAAGAAGACGGCGGUAAUAUAGUCUGGACAGAUUCUGGUGAGGAGGUUCUAAUGCUUUCAUGUCACGCAGUCCAUAAUGGAACAAAUGGAGUAGUCGCCGUAGAUUGUAUUAACGCAGCCUUACUACCUCGUGCUGAUAUCGCAGAUUUGACCAAUUUUACGUAUCUGCAGUAUCUCUACACAAUGAGAGCUACUCCGAAUCGUCUCAUAGCUCCGUCAGAAGUCGAACUGACAUUAGCCAACGAUAGUCGUCUGAUGAUCAAUUUGGAGGGUUGCGUCAACACGCUCGCUGAUGAAUGCAAAGAGUUUUUAAAAGAUUAUGGUCGUGAUGGUACUGAUCAUAAUGCGAAGGCCAGAUUCCCUUGCUUUUACACAGAAAAUAAUCCGGACACAGUUGUAGCUAGAUUCGAUUUGGAUGCUACGUUCCGUCAGUUCUUAGUGGCUUUAGUUUUACCUACUGUCUUGGUAGUUGUUUCGUGUAUAACUUUAUUGUUGUGCCAGAAGACCGUAGAAGUUGGUGAUGAUGCUAAGAUGAGAUUCAAAGGUUGUGCCAGUGGUCAAGCUGAAAUGCAAAUGCAUCCGAACGAUCCUGUAUCACCCCUCUGAGAUCAGUCACGCGUACCCCUCCUUUGUGAGGGUCCGGCUAGUUCAUUAAGAGACGACUAAGUGCUUUCAAUGCUUUAACUGCCUUAACCUUCCUCAU